AUGAAAGCCAUUGGAUUCUACAUGAACACUGAUAAGGGUCGUCAGCCCUUACUGGUGGCCUGGCAUUAUUUUUUCAUGCUCCAGAUGGCAAUUAGUUUAGCAUCCUUGGGCUACGGAAUAUUGGAGUCGCUUGACGACAUUGUGCUCUUGGGGCAGGAUCUGGCCUAUACCAUAGGAACUUUUUACAUAUUCUUUAAAAUGGUGCACUUUUCCAUUCAUGCGGAUGAUAUCGACGAGAUAAUCGAUGGCCUAGAGGAGUGUUAUCAAUGUGAUAGUCAGGGUCGUGGUCUGGAGGAGUCCCGAUGCAUGAAACGAAGGAUCUUUUUUUGGCUUACUGGCCUUAAUGCAGCGUGGUUAUUUAUGGUUAUUUCUUUUGUUCUGAUAAUAAUCUCGACACCUUUUUGGCUGGAGGCGCAGGAACUCCCAUUCCACGUGGCCUAUCCAUUCCAUUUACAUGAUCCAUCCCAGCACCCACUAUGUCAUGCCACUAUUUUUGUUUCCCAAAGUUGCAUUUUGAUGUACGCCAUGAUUUGGACAUUAUGUUGCGAACACAUUUCAGUUACCAUCUUUUCCGAAUUGACUUCUGCGCUGAAGGUCCUUUGCACGGAGCUACGUGUUGUCCACGAACGUUGUGAUGGAAAUUCCAGUCUGUUCGCCCACGAAGUAUAUGAUUUGGCCAAGUUUCACCAGCGGAUUAUCUGCCUCACUGACCGUUCAAAUGAGAUCUUCAAUGGAGCCUUUACUAUGCAACUGAUUGUCAAUUUCUUACUAAUUUCGCUGUCGGUCUUUGAAGCCAUGGUUUCCAGACACGACCCUAAAGUGGCAGCCGAGUACUUGGUACUGAUGGUAAUGGCCUUAGGCCACCUAUCGUAUUGGUCGAAAUUCGGAGACAUGUUGACCCAGGAGUCUCUGAAUGUUGCCGUGGCUGCUUACGAAGCUUACGACCCUACUUAUGGCUUCAGGAGCACCCACACGAUCAUCUGGCUGAUUAUUCAAAGAGCCCAAACACCUUUAUCCGUUAAAAGCAGACUCUUUCCGCCUUUCAAUUUGGAAAACAACUUGGCUGUAAAUUAA
Molecule: messenger RNA, 1074 nt
Organism: Drosophila bipectinata
Lineage: Eukaryota; Metazoa; Arthropoda; Insecta; Diptera; Drosophilidae
Product: odorant receptor 65a-like
Biological process (GO): detection of chemical stimulus involved in sensory perception of smell; sensory perception of smell
Cellular component (GO): plasma membrane
Molecular function (GO): odorant binding; olfactory receptor activity
Source: RefSeq, a predicted model, not a curated record